Laccaria bicolor S238N-H82 is the source of this 201-nucleotide messenger RNA. RefSeq lists its product as uncharacterized. The record is from RefSeq and is a predicted model, not a curated record. The transcript has 2 exons. Gene Ontology annotation, cellular component: mitochondrion. The coding region runs from base 1 to 201 and encodes 66 amino acids. NCBI's taxonomy places the organism in Eukaryota, Fungi, Basidiomycota, Agaricomycetes, Agaricales, Hydnangiaceae. Gene Ontology annotation, biological process: mitochondrial respiratory chain complex I assembly.
AUGAGUGCCCAGGCAGCCACUGCUCAACGUACACGGCCAAUACAACGGCUGGCUCUUCAUUCCACAGUAACCUGCUCGGCUCAAGCAACCGUCUAUGGGAAAUGCAUCCUGGCAACGUACACCGAUGUGAAAAAGGACAUUUGUAAAGAGGAAUUUGCUGCAUUCAAAGAUUGCAUUCAGAAAGCGAUGAAGAAGCGGUGA